AUGUUGAACUUCCGGGAGGAGCGCUGGUUGGGGCGGGGACUUGGCUGCGGUUCCGGAGUGGACAGAAGUCCGCUCCAGGCCUCGGGUUCUCUCGGCGUCACCCGUAUUCGCAACCGGGGACAGAAUCCACGCGACUCGCAGACGCGGCAACGUUCUUCUGAGGGUACCACACAGUGGGCGCGCGGAGUUGCCGAAACCGGCGCGGGCGCCAGCGACUCUCGAGGCAGAAGGCCUUCUGAUUCGGCUCAAGACGGCGGGCGGGAGAUUCUCGGGACGCAAGCGAGAGUUGGAGCCAUUUUAGGGCAAAACCACCCAACCACGCCUCCUCACGCUCCGGAGAAGCCAAUCCAUGCGCAGCCACGCCCCUUGCGACGCGCGGCGGCGACGCCAACGGUCGCGCGGGUGACGGUUAGGGAGGGGCGCGACUCGGGGGCGAGAGGGGGACAUCAGAGACGCUCGCCCCGCCCUCGAAAUCCGACGCCCCAAAGCUGGGAUUUAGAGGCUCGGAGGCUGGCACCACGCCCUGGCCAGAUGUGCGGGACUCGAACAGGUGCUCGGCCGCCUCGUCCAAGACCCCGGGAGCCCGGCGUGACGGCUGAGCGCCGCGGGUCAGACCGCGGUUGGGCCACCUGGUUUCCGGGUCCCCAAGGACGGCCUUCGGGGGCCCGGGGCGGGGCGGACGGCAGGUGCAGACAUCGGAGCCGCGCCCUCCUGAAACCAAGGGUCCUGGCUGGCUCUCCUCUCUCCCGCGCUGGGCCGGCUGAGCUGCGCGGUGCCCUCCGCCACGCUGGGGGCGCUGUAGCCGCGCUGGGCUGGGCUCCGCCACGGCCCCGCUGACC
Messenger RNA from Vicugna pacos (alpaca), 839 nucleotides. The record is from RefSeq and is a predicted model, not a curated record. Lineage: Eukaryota; Metazoa; Chordata; Mammalia; Artiodactyla; Camelidae.